Molecule: messenger RNA, 1383 nt
Organism: Eriocheir sinensis (Chinese mitten crab)
Lineage: Eukaryota; Metazoa; Arthropoda; Malacostraca; Decapoda; Varunidae
Product: putative nuclease HARBI1
Exons: 4
Coding region: 154-588 (144 amino acids)
Source: RefSeq, a predicted model, not a curated record
GAAUAUGAAGCAGACUAUGUCAACAGGAAGAAUUUCCAUAGCAUAAACACACAAUUAGUGUUUGAUGCCAAAUAUAAUAUUCUUAAUGUUGUAGCUAAUUGGCCUGGGUCCACUCAUGAUGCUCGUAUUUGGCGUGAGAGUGGCCUCAAACGCAUGUUUGAGGAUCAUCGUAUACCACCGGAUUCAUGUCAUCUAUUAGGGGACAGUGGCUACCCUUGCAGACGGUAUCUGUUGACUCCCUUCCCUCGGCCACAGACUGACAGCCAGGCAGCAUACAACAGGGCACACAAGAAAACCCGGAGUAUUGUGGAACGAGGAAUAGGCCAACUGAAACGUCGGUUCCAUGUCCUCCAUGGUGAAGUCCGGCUCAACCCUGAAAAAACCUGCCAAGUGAUCCUUGCAUGUGCUCUGCUUCACAACAUAUGCAAGAAGAGGAAUAUUCAGCUGCCAGAUGAAAAUGUCGCAGAUGUGGAUGACAAUAUGGAGGUUGAAGAUGAACAUCAAGAAGUGCAGUUGCCACAGGAUGCAGCAAAUGGAACACGUUUCAGGGAGGUGUUCUGCAACCACCAUUUCCAUGCCGAGCCAUGAAUCCAUAUCAGCCUGUACAAGUUGACACAUCUUCAAGCAACACGUCAACCAUGCAUGGGGGCUCUACAGGAAUGCUUGACCUUCCUCUGGGACGCAUGGCUCUGCGGCCGGGUCCCUUAAACUUUGCAUUAACAACAUUACCAACCAGGUCACGCUGUGAGGGAAGACUACUUAUUUAUCCCUGCUUCACCUCAGUAAGUGGUACUUCGACCCCUGCUCCACCUCUCUAAGGGUCGAGGGAACGCGCUUCAAACCCUGCUCCAUCUCCCCAAGGGCUCGAAGUAACGCGAUGUGGAGGACCAGCGUGGAGGAGUGAGCAGACUACACUGGGACUCAGCCGAACGCCAACACCUUUACCCGGCUUCCCAUUCAGCUCUCACCGCCAUACGGGGUUGCUGCCUAAAGAGGGGUUUGAUCUAGCCUCACCUCCACCUAACUACGCCAGGUCACUUUCCUUCACACACGCUGAAGUUUUUUUUUUCUAGGAGGAUGAAAAAAUAACCAAAUUCACAAUUGUAUUUAUUUAUUAGGCAGCCAUGGACCACUAUCUGGAAAGAAAACAAAACUUCAGUCCAUAUGACGCCUUUGUUAAAUGAUUAAGCAGGACACAGCAAGAAGCACAUAUAUGUGGUGCAGAGAUUAAUCAAGCUGUAAAGUGGGGUGCAGGUACCAAGCAUGACUUAAUACGAAGCAUAGCAUUAUGAGUAAAUUGAUGUUUCCACGUUUACUGCAAUUUUGUGGUGUACGUUAUAAUUUUGUUAUACUGAAUUGAAAUGUGUUAAGUAUUUACUAUGA